AUGCAGGCGACGGUGAGCGACUUGCAAUCGAAAUUUCACAAAGCGAAACCAACGUUUUACCCCUCUAGACAGCGGUUCUCACUGCCCUUGAAAGCUGGCGAGAAGAAAGCGACCUCCCUGGCAGCUGGCAAAAAGCUGUCAGACUACGAUGUCAAGGAUGGAUCUGUCCUGAUCUUCAAGGACUUGGGGCCACAGAUUGGCUACUCGACGGUGUUCUUCUGGGAGUACUUUGGCCCCUUGGUGGUCUAUGCUCUCUUCUACUUCCUGCCGUCGGUCUUCUACCCCACCUACAAGAAUAUCCCCGACAAGCACCCUGUGCAGACAAUGGCUGUGGCGUACUGGAGCUUCCACUAUGCCAAGAGGAUCUUCGAGACAUUCUUUGUGCACAGGUUCAGCCACGGCACCAUGCCGCUGACCAACCUGUUCAAGAACUGCGGUUACUACUGGGGCUUUGCCGCCUUUGUAUCCUACUUUGUCAACCACCCUCUCUACACCGCUCCCAGCACCGAGGUCGCCUACAUCCUCUUUGGGAUCGCAAUGCUGUGCCAGUUCGCCAACCUCACGACUCACGUGAUCCAGCGGAACCUGCGUCCCCCCGGCGGUAAGGGCUACGCAAUCCCGCGCGGCUUCGGCUUCGACUACAUUACCUGCGCCAACUACACGUUUGAGAUCUACGGCUGGAUCCUGUUUGCGGCCGCCACCUGGACGCUGCCCGCGCUCAUCUUCAUCACUGCCGGCGCCGCCCAGAUGGCCAUCUGGGCCAAGGCCAAGCACGCCCGCCUGCGCAAGAUCUUCGAUGGCAAGGACGGACGGGCGAAGUACCCAAAGCGCUGGAUCAUGCUGCCUCCUUUCUUCUGA
This is a messenger RNA of Coccomyxa subellipsoidea C-169, 858 nucleotides long. RefSeq lists its product as hypothetical. The transcript has 6 exons. Gene Ontology annotation, molecular function: oxidoreductase activity, acting on the CH-CH group of donors. The coding region runs from base 1 to 858 and encodes 285 amino acids. Lineage: Eukaryota; Viridiplantae; Chlorophyta; Trebouxiophyceae; Coccomyxaceae. Gene Ontology annotation, biological process: very long-chain fatty acid biosynthetic process. The record is from RefSeq and is a predicted model, not a curated record.